AUCAACUCACACCAGACACUCCCUACCUCUCCUUUCACUCUACCUUCCACACACUCUUCUCUGUUUCUCUAGCAAAAGUAUCUUUGCUCUUGAAGCAAGGAAAUCCAAAGGAAACAAGUAUAUUUUCUUUGUUGGGGGUUUUCAAAAUGGCUGGGACUGGAAUUUUUGCAGAGAUAUUGGAUGGAGAUGUUUACAAGUAUUAUGCUGAUGGAGAAUGGAAGAAGUCUUCUUCUGGGAAAACUGUUGCUAUUAUCAACCCAACUACGAGAAAAACUCAGUACAGGGUUCAAGCUUGUACACAAGAAGAAGUGAACAAAGUCAUGGAAUCAGCAAAAAUUGCGCAAAAAUCAUGGGCUAAGACUCCCCUUUGGAAGCGAGCAGAGCUCCUUCACAAGGCUGCUGCCAUCCUAAAGGAGCAUAAAGCACCAGUUGCUGAGUGCCUGGUUAAAGAAAUUGCAAAACCAGCCAAAGAUGCGGUUACCGAGGUUGUGAGGUCCGGGGAUCUGGUUUCUUACACUGCUGAAGAGGGGGUUAGGAUUCUUAGCGAAGGGAAAUUCCUGGUAUCCGAUAGUUUUCCCGGUAAUGAGAGAACCAAAUAUUGCCUCACCUCCAAGAUUCCACUUGGAGUGAUUCUAGCCAUUCCACCAUUCAAUUAUCCUGUCAACCUGGCUGUUUCAAAAAUUGCACCAGCAUUAAUUGCUGGAAACUCCCUUGUACUCAAGCCACCAACACAGGGUGCAGUUUCUGCUCUUCAUAUGGUGCACUGCUUUCAUUUGGCUGGUUUUCCCAAAGGGCUCAUCAGCUGUGUGACAGGGAGAGGCUCUGAGAUUGGUGACUUCCUCACUAUGCAUCCUGGAGUUAACUGUAUAAGCUUUACGGGUGGAGACACCGGAAUUGCCAUCUCGAAGAAAGCAGGAAUGAUCCCUCUUCAGAUGGAGUUGGGAGGAAAAGAUGCCUGUAUCGUACUUGAGGACGCUGACUUAGAUUUGGUUGCUGCAAACAUAAUAAAAGGAGGAUUUUCUUACAGUGGUCAAAGGUGCACUGCUGUUAAGGUUGUCUUGGUGAUGGAAUCUGUUGCUGAUGUUCUGGUGGAAAAGGUGAAGGCUAAAUUGGCAAAGUUAACAGUUGGGCCACCGGAGGAUGACUGUGAUAUCACUCCAGUUGUGUCAGAGUCAUCGGCAAAUUUCAUUGAAGGGCUGGUCAAGGAUGCAAAAGAGAAAGGAGCUACAUUUUGUCAGGAAUACAAGAGAGAUGGCAAUCUUAUCUGGCCAUUGUUGUUAGACAACGUUCGACCUGAUAUGAGGAUUGCAUGGGAGGAGCCAUUUGGACCAGUUUUGCCAGUUAUAAGGAUCAACUCCAUUGAGGAAGGAAUCCACCAUUGCAAUGCUAGCAACUUCGGACUCCAGGGAUGUGUCUUCACUAAGGAUGUCAAUAAGGCAAUAUUGAUCAGUGAUGCAAUGGAGACCGGGACAGUUCAGAUCAAUUCUGCACCAGCUCGUGGACCAGACCAUUUCCCAUUUCAGGGUUUAAAAGAUAGUGGAAUCGGAUCACAGGGGGUUACCAACAGCAUCAACAUGAUGACAAAGAUCAAGAGCACCGUCAUCAAUUUACCAACCCCAUCUUACACCAUGGGUUAGUAAUCAUAGUAUUACCCAUUAGGGAAUACAUAAAAUAUAUCAGAGCCACUUAUCUUAGACUUUUUGCCAGCCAUAUGAUGUUUAGUGAAAAGGAUGAAUAAUGGGGACACGCAAAUGACUGAAUGAGCAACCAGCUAUAUUGUGUGUUAUCAAAUGUAUCAAAGUUUCAGCUGAUUUCAGUGAUCUAGUUAUCAUAUUUUGAGGACUUAGCAAGGGAAUUGGAUUUGUUGUCACUGCAUUGCUUCUUUUCCGAAGCAUGGUUGAAGAAGAAACCAAAGCUUUGCAAUGAACUGUUUGAUUAUAACAUGUUAUUGACAUGUAAAUUGUAUGCUAGUUUUCAAGUAGGGGGUAAGUUGUGGCCUGGUUUCUUUGACCAAAAGAACAAAAUGAUGAUGCAGGCAAUGGACAUUCCAAAUUAUGAGGGCGUGAAAGGGGCCUCCAUCUCUCAUCAUCCUGAUUCCUGCAUCACCAUUUGUCAAUGAUUUGCAAAUCAUGCUUUCGUUCAAAUAAAACCCAUUCUUAGGCCCAGAUUAUAUUAAUUAAUAAAAUUUGUUUACAUAUUUAAAAACUGUUGUGCCUGUAAUUUGAACUGAAAUCUUCAAUUUUA
Molecule: messenger RNA, 2244 nt
Organism: Durio zibethinus
Lineage: Eukaryota; Viridiplantae; Streptophyta; Magnoliopsida; Malvales; Malvaceae
Product: NADP-dependent glyceraldehyde-3-phosphate dehydrogenase
Molecular function (GO): lactaldehyde dehydrogenase (NAD+) activity
Source: RefSeq, a predicted model, not a curated record